This is a messenger RNA of Triticum urartu, 2097 nucleotides long. Lineage: Eukaryota; Viridiplantae; Streptophyta; Magnoliopsida; Poales; Poaceae. The record is from RefSeq and is a predicted model, not a curated record.
CGAGGGAUAGCCGAUGAACCAAACGCCACCACACACGCGGAGUGGCCUGGCCAAUCAAUGGAGUGGAGCAGUGCCGGCACCCACAUGGUGCGGUUUCUUUCUCCGCUCUCCGCCCGUAGACUCCAGGACUUUUUCCACGCUUCCCGUCAAGUACUUCUCCGGCGAGGGCGCCGCCUCCACCCACCCCCACUCUUCCGUCAAGCUUUUCUCCGGCCCGACCGCACCCAUCCUUGGUCGCGCGACCUCCUGGCCCCGGCGCCGCUUACCCGGCAGAGGAAGACCUGGAGACGAAGACGACGCGGUCGGUCACUAGAGAGGCGAGUUCCGGUGCGGGUGUGGAGGGUUUGCCGGCGCCGGAGAAAGAGGGCGGGGCGGGGCACUGCCGGGGACCGGAGGAAAUCCACUGAACCUGAACUUUUUCAGGCAACUGGAUACUGGACCCAGAUGACGGACGGCGACCAAGACAGCAAACUUGCUGCUCUGGAGAUGGCGUUGCUCGAUGAAAGCACUGAUCCAAUUGAUAUACCUUUCUCACUUCUCAAGUCCAUCACAGGGAAUUUCUCCCAAGCUCAAGUAAUUGGCAGUGGUGGUGGUGGGUUUGGGGCAGUUUACAAGGGAGUACUUCCAAGCGGUGGUAUCGUUGCCGUGAAGAAGCUCUAUGAGAAACUCGAGAUCCUGGACAAGAAUUUCAAGAGCGAAGUCGCAUGUCUUGUUGGGGUGAAGCACAAGAACAUGGUGCGAUUCCUUGGGCACUGCUCCGAGACGCAGCACGUGAUGAUGCCGUACGAGGGAAAGCUUGUUUGUGCAGAAGAACGGCAGAGGCUCCUCUGCUUCGAGUACCUGCCCAAAGGGUGCCUUGCUGACUUUCUGUCUGAUGCGUCUUGUCGACUUCAGUGGACCACGCGUUACGAAAUAAUCAAGGGGGUAUGUGAGGGUGUACAUUACCUUCAUCAGCAGUGUAUUAUUCACAUGGACCUCAAGCCUCAGAAUAUACUAUUGGAUGAUAACACGGUGCCCAGAAUUGCGGAUUUUGGUCUAUCACGGUGCUUAAGUGAAAGCAAGAGUCGGGCUAUUACUAAAAACAUGAUUGGGACGAAGGGAUAUAUGGCACCGGAAUUUAUAAAUAUGGGAGAAAUCACCUUCAAGACAGACAUAUAUAGUCUGGGAGUAAUAAUCAUGGAGAUCCUAAUGGGACAUAAAGAACGCUCCAAUGUGAAGGAGGUAGUUGAAAGUUGGACGAACAAGUUUGUGACAUCAAAGAGCCAAACUGCACUGGAAGAAGUAAAAGUAUGUGCUGAGAUAGCACUAAAAUGCACAAACUACGACCCAGGGAAGAGGCUCACUACAUGCUUUAUCAUUGGUCUAUUUGAAAAACUGUGUGAAGUGGAAAUUUCAAACAGAAGGGAUGUAGCUACCUCAACAAAAGGGCAGAUAAGCUUUGCCUCCAAUGUGGCGAAUGAGCUGAAGUUGAGCCUAGAGAGGAAGCGGAAGGCAGCAACUGUGAGCGUGUCAACUGGGGUGAUGAGCACCCUCGGUGUCAAGCUUACCAUGGCCAUGGGUGACAAGUACAAUAAGCACCAAAAACUCCUCCCUCCCUUAAAUAAAAUCUUGCUCCCCUAUCCCGAUCCAGAUUGGGAUCGGGUAUUCCCGCACGCCACCGCCUUUCCCUCCUCCUGCCAACUGAUGUAGUCGCCGGCGACGUGCGCACACUUUACUGCAUGCCAAACAUGGCGCUGCACUGCACGUUCACCGAUGGGCCGGUCGUUUACCACACGCCCAACAACACCGCCGCCACAACCUAGCCCAAGGUGCUCGCCAUCUCCUUCCUGCCGGGCGCCCUUGAGGGCGUCUUUCCUAAUGGACCGUCACUCUCGCGCACACCGGCUUGUACAGCUUCUGCUCCGCUCAGUGUGACGCUUCCCUUAAUGUGGUUGUGGAGGAUAAUAUCAUAUGGAAGAACAGCAGUGGCUAGCCGGCUACGGCUACCACUAGUAGAAAACAGGCCUUUUGUCCCGGUUCGUAAGGGCCUUUACCCUCACCCUUUAGUCCCAGUUCAAACCAGAACCGGGACAGAUGGGCCUCCACGUGGUCCGUGCG